This is a messenger RNA of Drosophila melanogaster (fruit fly), 390 nucleotides long. It is a transcript of the gene BomT1, whose product is annotated as bomanin tailed 1. The record is from RefSeq and is marked reviewed. The coding region runs from base 82 to 273 and encodes 63 amino acids. NCBI's taxonomy places the organism in Eukaryota, Metazoa, Arthropoda, Insecta, Diptera, Drosophilidae. The transcript has 2 exons.
UCGAGAUGAAAAGAUGCAGCCGUAUAAAUCGCACUGGAAUUGAGCGAUCGCAGUUAUUGACUCGUCUCAAUUGUCGCAGCGAUGAAGUGGUUUUCGAUUUUGUUUGCGCUACUGGCGCUCAUUUUCUUCGUCGAAUUUGGAUAUGCUCGAACAAUUCCCAGGAUUACCAUUCGCAAUGGCGACAUUAUAGUUCAUGGCAAUUGCAAUGACUGCACGGCACGCGCCACCAAAAACUCGGCUCACUUAUCAAUCAAAUUUACUCGAAGAUGGUAAAUGUAUUUAUAAAUAAAUUACCUCAAACUUGCCAUAUUAAAACAAAAAACAAAAACUAAUUUAAACUACUAAGUAUUAGCUUGUGUGCAUAAAAUAAAAAGAAGUAACUAUUAUGCU